Molecule: messenger RNA, 525 nt
Organism: Colletotrichum lupini
Lineage: Eukaryota; Fungi; Ascomycota; Sordariomycetes; Glomerellales; Glomerellaceae
Exons: 3
Coding region: 1-525 (174 amino acids)
Molecular function (GO): metallopeptidase activity
Source: RefSeq, a predicted model, not a curated record
AUGUUACAGUCACUCACUCCUUUAACUCUAGUGAGUUCACUGCUCUUGGCCUCUGGCCAGGGCGCUUUGGGUCAUGGCCUUUCCGACCAUGCCAGGCGAUCAAUCGAGCAAACAAUGCACAUUUCCAGUAAGAGGGCUUUGGAUGGUUUCUAUGUCAUCGAUCAGCAGGCUGGAAGUGAAUGGGGCUGCACCGAGGAAAAGAUCGCCGCGUUGGAGGGUGCCGUCAGAGAUACGCAAGCAUUGGCCUUCAUGGCUUCAACUGUACUUGCCGAAAAGGACUCCGAGUUUUCUGAUGCUUACAUAUUUUGGUUUGGUGAGGACAACACCAAGGCCGCUACUAAGAAUUCCAUCAAGACUCUCAACUACGAUCCUGUUCAAGAUUUCCUCAAAGCCCCUGGUACACGCAACCGCGUCGAUGAUAUGAGAAUAGACAACCUCAGCCCUACCGGGCUUACGUACAUGUGUGCUGCCGCAGAUGAUAGGGCCGCCCGGACCCGGAUUCGAACACCGGACCUCCGGAAUUAA